Bombyx mori (domestic silkworm) is the source of this 1938-nucleotide messenger RNA. RefSeq names its product N-acylneuraminate-9-phosphatase. NCBI's taxonomy places the organism in Eukaryota, Metazoa, Arthropoda, Insecta, Lepidoptera, Bombycidae. The coding region runs from base 300 to 1061 and encodes 253 amino acids. Gene Ontology annotation, molecular function: N-acylneuraminate-9-phosphatase activity. Gene Ontology annotation, biological process: N-acetylneuraminate biosynthetic process; dephosphorylation. The transcript has 5 exons. The record is from RefSeq and is a predicted model, not a curated record.
AUUGAAAACACAAUGACGGCAAAAUGCUAUUAAUAUGUUUUAGUGUGAUCACUAGAUGGCGUAUCCACGAGUUUUUUUGCUUACAAAAUUUAACAAAUUACCUAUUUACCAAAUAUAAUGUAAAUAACAAAAUAUUCUCUUACAAUAUGUAAAUUUAUUUCAAAUGUUUCUGUUGUUUUUUAUCAUAAAUAUUACAAUUUCGUUUGCCUAAGUACUCAACAUUACGUCACGUUUGUGACGUCAAGGACAAGUGUUUUUCCUUUUAUUCGUUGAUUUUACAUUUUGCUGCGUAACAAAUUAUGGCAAAUAGUGGAUAUUUUGACGAAAAUAGUGAUGUUUCUGCUAUACUAUUCGAUUUAGAUAACACUUUAAUACAAACAAGAAAAGGAGAUACUAAAGCUUGUAAUAAGCUCGUGGAACUGCUGCAAAAUGAAUAUGGCCUUCCCAAAGACAUGGCUGUGGAGAGCGGUUCCACAUUCCUACGCGCCUUCAGGGCUCGACCUGAUGACGAAUCGUACGCAUUGCACGAAUGGCCAGCGCAUCUAUGGCGUAACUGCUUACCAAAAAACUACAAACACAUCGCCAAAAGUGUGUCGACCGAAUGGCUAAGGCUAAGAUUUCGGUAUUUGGCUCUCACAAAUGACGUAAUACAUUUACUCGAAACAUUGCGGGAGGAUUAUCUUCUCGGUCUGAUCACGAACGGACCAUCGCGAGCUCAAUGGCAGAAAAUCGAACGCCUCGGGCUUCGCAAAUACUUCGACUGCGUCCUCGUAUCCGGGGACCUGCCCUGGGAGAAACCUGAUCAACACAUCUUCCACGAAGCAUGCAAACUUCUUAACGUUGAGCCCCGUAACUGCAUUAUGGUUGGAGAUAAACUGGAAACUGAUAUCAAGGGUGGAAAAGAAGCAGAACUAGCAGCAACCGUUUGGAUCCCAUUGCAAAAGGAUGAAGAAAUAUCAGACCUACCAGACAUUACGAUAGACAAUGUAACCGAACUACCAGAAGUCUUGCCAAAUUCUCCUAAACUCAAACGAUCAACAAAUAUGUCCGAUGACUGUUAGGUCUGAAGUCUUUUUUUUCUACACACUAUAUGCAUUGCGCCUUGAUUCGCUCUUAUCGGACAUUAUACAGUAUCUCAAGUACAAAACUUUAUUUGCAGUACAAAUGUAGAUUAGGUAUUUGUAAAUUUAUGUAUCGUUUCACACCCAACAAUGUCUUAUAAGUAGUUGUUAUAUUUAUUGUGUGUUUUUAAUGUUGUUUGUUAAAAAGUGCUAGAAGCCUGAUUUCUAAUUAGAAAUAGAGAAGCUAUUAUUUUAAGAUGAUGUUAUCGUAGUAAGUAAUUCUAUAUUUUUUUACAAAUUAACUAUUUUUAUUAAACUUGGUGGUACCCUUUGGCAUCCUACGAUGAGACUGUCUUGUGUGAUACUGUACUAAUAAUUAUUCGUUUGAAUUUAUUAGAAUUAUUAAAAUGCUAUUUUAUGCAUGUGGAUUAAUAGAGUAAAGGUCAUCAAACUUUUAUUUUAUUAGAGUAGAGCGAUGUAAGGGCUCAAUUUAUUUUUGUAGUCUUUCACUAAUAGAUCUAAUAUUUUAAUACCAUUUUCAAAAUAAUAGAUUGUGAGUAUCCAAUUGAAAAGUGUUUCAUACGGGUUUCAUAGUAGACACACGAAACAUUUAGUUUCGCUAAUAAUUAAUAUUUGUAUCUAGUUACAUAGAUAGAUAUAUUUUUAAAUUGUUAUGACGUAUAAUUAGAUUGAGUGAUCUGGUAUUGUUGUUGAUUUGGAAUAAUCUUAAAAUGUAGUACACAGAGGAAGUAUAGUGUUCCUAGAAAUUAGCAAGCAAGCUUUUCUAUGUUGUCUUCACCAAAUAGUUACUGAUCUUUUUCAUGAUAUGGACAAAACACACAAACUAUUUUAUUCGAAUAAAACUAUUUUUUUAAAA